This is a messenger RNA of Ochotona curzoniae (black-lipped pika), 315 nucleotides long. It is a transcript of the gene PATE2, whose product is annotated as prostate and testis expressed 2. The record is from RefSeq and is a predicted model, not a curated record. Lineage: Eukaryota; Metazoa; Chordata; Mammalia; Lagomorpha; Ochotonidae. The coding region runs from base 1 to 315 and encodes 104 amino acids. The transcript has 3 exons.
AUGUUUGUUUUGUUUCUGCUGGGUGUAGUCUCUUUGUUCUGUACAUAUUAUGAGAUGGAAAUAAUGUGCUUUAAAUGUAAAAGAUACCACUCUGGGGCAUGCUAUGAAGAUAUGGAGCUCUGCAGCUUGAAGCAUCGGCAGUCUUGUGCUAUUGAGAACAUUUACUUACUUAACCCCAAAGGACAAAGUUUGUAUCAGUAUUCAAAGCUAUCAUGCAUGACUAACUGUGAGGACAUCAACUUCCUGGGUUUUGAAAAGAGGACGGAACUGAUUUGUUGCAAACGUAACUCUUGCAACCUACCUGUCAGAGUCUAG